Messenger RNA from Brugia pahangi, 1161 nucleotides. NCBI's taxonomy places the organism in Eukaryota, Metazoa, Nematoda, Chromadorea, Rhabditida, Onchocercidae. The record is from the annotation of a GenBank genome assembly.
AUGCAAAAGGCGGUGAUGUGUGAACGAUUUGGGGCGCUAUGGUAUGUCCCAUUGGCUAUUUUUGUAAUUGUCCUUUACAAUGAGUAUCUGAUAUAUUACAUAACAAUCUAUGUGACAUGUUCGUGGCCUGUAUUGCCAUCGCGAGAACAUGAACAGAAAGAAGAGACGAGAGUAAUGAUUUUAACCGAUAUUCAUCUCCUCGGACCUCGUCGAGGACAUUGGUUCGACAAGUUGAGGCGGGAAUGGCAAAUGCAUCGAUCGUUUCAGUCAGCCGUAUCACUAAUGCAUCCACAUGCCAUGAUUUUGAGGGAGAAAGAGAGAAUUUCAGGCGAUAUAUUUGAUGAAGGUACCAUAAGCAAUCAGCAAGAACUUACGAAUAAAAUAAAUCGUUUCAAUGAACUUUUUUAUGUACCUAGAGAUGUUGAGAGACAGUGUAUUCUGGGUAAUCAUGAUAUUGGAUUUCAUGAUCAGAUUAGUCCAGCACGACUCCGGUUUCUGUCCGAACAUUUUUCACGGUCAUUUGCUGAUCACAUUGUUAUCGGUGGGAAUCAUUUUGUAUUGCUAAAUUCGAUGACACUUGAACGCGAUGGUUGUUUCCUCUGCACCUCCACCGAACGUCAAAUUGAGGAACUGAGUCGAAGUUUUGAUUGCACCAAAAAUGUAACAAUAUGUAAUACACAAUCAAGACCUGUUCUGCUACUUCACUUUCCAUUGUAUAGGGAAAGUGAUGCGAACUGCCCGGAUGACUAUGAUGCGGCUCCGGAACCAAUGAAAUCGAAUCGCUUUCAUGUUGGUAUUGAUUGUCUUUCCAAUGCUUCAUCUCAGUAUAUUUUGGAAAAGUUAAAACCUCGUGCUGUUUUUAAUGGUCAUGCACAUUAUAGUUGUCGAACUUGGUGGCCACCACCGUACAGUAUGAAUGAAUGGACAUUAUCAUCGUUUUCAUGGCGAAAUAUCCCACAACCUGCUUUUCUUCUUGUCACCGUAAUGCCCGAUGAUAUUCAGGUCAACAAAUGUUUUCUACCGAAUGAGAAAACUGUUAUUGGUAGUUAUAUUGUGGUUGCUUUGGGUAUAAUAGUUUUUUUGUUCUAUCGUUUAGUUUCACAUUUACGGCACCGACAGCCAUAUUCGUCAUACCAAAUCGUAACUCAGAAAUGCGAUUAA